Molecule: messenger RNA, 1169 nt
Organism: Aspergillus ibericus CBS 121593
Lineage: Eukaryota; Fungi; Ascomycota; Eurotiomycetes; Eurotiales; Aspergillaceae
Product: WD40 repeat domain-containing protein
Exons: 4
Coding region: 84-1094 (336 amino acids)
Biological process (GO): mRNA splicing, via spliceosome
Cellular component (GO): catalytic step 2 spliceosome
Molecular function (GO): protein binding
Source: RefSeq, a predicted model, not a curated record
UCGAGACAUGACCGAAGCAUUUUCAAGUCCAUUUCCUUCCGUCUUGCGCUGGGCAGUGAGCACAUCCGCCCUCGUAAUUGCCAAUGCCAGCAAGUAAACAAUUCCCCACCCGCCUGGUCCACACUCUCAAAACCCACAAUGGACCCGUGAACACGGUGACUUUCUCCAGUGACCCUGGGAUUUAUAUCCUUACAGGGUCUACAGACCGCGCCAUUCACCUCACCCGAGCCAUACCAAAUAAUAACAAUACGGAGACGACAUCCCCUAUCCAGAAGUACGAAGCGCAUGGGUACGCCGUGUUAGACGUGGCUGUCGCAGCAGACAACUCCCGAUUUGCCAGCGUCGGCGGGGACCGCCAGGUCUUUCUCUGGGAUGUCGAGCAAGGAGGUACAAUUAGACGCUGGAGUGGGCAUAACGCACGCGUCGAGGCCGUGCAAUUCGCAGGCGACGGUGACUCGGUAGUGGUUUCUGGGAGUGCAGACACAACUAUCAACAUCUGGGAUACCAAAUCCAAUUCCCACAAACCUAUCCAGACCCUCACCGAAGCCCGAGAUACCGUUUCCUCCCUUCACGUACACAUGCCUACGUACUCCAUCGCAAGUGGAAGCUACGACGGCCGAGUCCGAGUGUAUGAUAUCCGUAUGGGACGCACUUUUGUUGAUGUUCUCGCUCACCCAGUCACGAGUGUCCGCUGCUCUAAUGACGGCAAUGCUCUCCUGGUGUCUACAACGGACGGACGAAUCAGAAUGUUGGACCGCAGUGACGGGAAGCUCCUGAAGGCGUUUGGGGGUGAGGACAACAGUGCUGGCCAAAAUGCAAGCAAUGUAACAUAUCGCAAGAGUGAUUUACGGAUUCGGUCCGUGUUUGCGAAAGCAGAUGCCGUUGUUCUCAGUGGGAGUGAAGCGGAUGACAGUGGCAAUGGCAAUGGCUCAAAACAGGCGUCCGUAUUCGCCUGGGAUGUACUUAGUGGAGAGAUGGUCGCGUGUGUCCCGACCGGAGAAGGCGUCAAGGCCGUGAGUGCUGUGUCGUGGAAUGAGAAAGGGAGUAGCUGGGCUGGAGGUUGUUCAGAUGGAACCGUCAAAGUCUAUCGCUAGGCCGUCUUGUCCAAUCCAUACCCAGCUAGCUAGCUAGCUAGCCAGCCACUUCCUAGACAGUAACCAACUAGCAAG